GGCACAUUGCAGGAGUACUUUGUCAUACAAAGUUUGAACCUUGAAAGCCGGACUACAAACGUGGAUAGCCAGGGAGAAACACACGCAAGCCUAAGACGUGCUUAUCACCACUAGAACAUACUCCACAAUGGCUAUCCAUGUACCGGGUCUGAUAAUGAUGGUCAUCUUCUACCUGCUUGUGUUGGGAACUGGCAUCUGGGCAUCUGUAAAAUCGAAGAAGAUGGAGAAAAACACACUCAAUGGAUGGAUUGAAGUGUCUUUUUUGGCUAACCGCAGGGUCAAUUUGGUAGUGGGAGUCUUCACAAUGACGGCCACCUGGGUCGGAGGUGCUUUUAUCAUUGGAUUGGCAGAGACAGUUUAUGACCCCACAAAGGGACUUAUCUGGGCUCUUAUUCCUCUGCAAAUGUCAAUUUCAUUUAUUAUUGGUGGACUGUUCUUUGCGAAGCCAAUGCGGGACCAAAACUACAUCACGAUGAUGGAUCCAUUUCAGAGAAAGUAUGGGAAGACACUGACGGGGCUUCUUGCCAUUGUUCCAUUCAUCAGUGAACUGAUGUGGGUUCCUGUCACACUGAUUUCUCUGGGGGUCACUGUUAGCGUCUUUGCCGAUCUGCCCUUAAGUCUUUGCGUCUGGAUCUCUGCUGCUGUUGCAAUCACCUACACUGUUCUUGGAGGUAUCUAUUCAGUUGCUUUCACUGAUGUCAUCCAGCUAUCGUUGGUGUUUUGUAGCUUGUGGCUCUGUGCUCCCUUUGUGUUGGUCAGUGACGUUUAUACUGACAUCACUCAAACAGCAUUCAACCGCACAUAUCAGGCCCCCUGGCUUGGCCAUCUUGAGUCUGAUGAUGUGUGGAGAUGGAUUGAUAAUUUCCUAGCAUUGAGUGUUGGCAACUUGGCAUUUCAAGACUUCCAUCAAAGAACUCUGUCUUCCAGCUCCACAUCUACAGCCAGAAUGAUCUGCUUCAUAGCUGCAGGGCUCGUCCUUGUUCUUGGAAUUCCACCAGUGCUGAUUGGUGCCGUCGCCGCCUCAACAGACUGGAAUUUGACCUCAUAUGGUUCUCCUUCUCCAUAUGAGCGAGGGGAGGCAGCUAUGGUAUUGCCCAUCAUCCUUCUGCAUCUUACUCCAACUGCCAUUUUCAUUGUUGGCAUGGGAGCUAUUGCUGGUGCUGCAAUGUCAUCUACUGACUCUUGCCUCCUGGCAGCAACCUCCAUCUUCACCACCAACAUUUACAAGAUCAUUCGACAUCAAGCAUCAGAUAAAGAGCUGCAGUGGGUGAUUCGCUUCUCCAUAGUAGCUGUAGGGAUUGUGGGAACAUCUCUGACCUACCUGGACAGCAGCAUCUUAGCAUUCUGGAUCCUGAGCUCAGACUUGACUUACACCAUAAUGCUCCCACAACUGAUAUGUGUCCUCUUCGUCAGGGUGUCCAAUGGCUAUGGGGCUGUUGCGGGCUAUGUUGUUGCUUUUGUGAUGAGAGUUUUGUGUGGAGAGCCCAUGUUCAAUCUUCCUGUGAUCCUGCAAUUCCCAGGUUGCACUUUAGAGGAUGGUGUUUACAUUCAGCGCUCUCCCGUCAAGACCAUUUGCAUGCUGUCUGCUCUGGUUUCCAUUCUCAUGGUUUCAUAUGUGGCCUCACUCCUGUUUAACAAGGGGAUCCUUCCCAAGAGGUGGGACGUGUUUGAGGUGAAAUCCCAGGGAGCACCAGCAGAUGGUGCCAGAGAAGGUGAUGGUGAAAAGGUUGAUGAACCAAUGCUUGAAACAGCUUACUAAUUCAGCUUCUGUUGAAUUUAUGUUUGAUUUCAUUUUUGUAACAUGGUUGUUGGUGCCAAUGAUGUUCCUGGGCUUCUGUGGGGACACAUUGCUACCCAUCCAACCUUUGUAUGCGGGGCCCAUGGGGGUAGUAAACGAGCUGAACAAUGGGCCCUAAAUGGGAUUGUCCAAGGGUUCCAUAAUGGAACCAUGCCAAUUGCCUAGAUGGGUGGGUUUACUCAAGUGGGCCAAAGAUAAGAUGCCCAUUUUGGGCCCAUACCCACUUGGUCCCCACUACCUGUUGCAUAACCCAUGUUAAACCCACCCCUGUGGGCAACUGGUAUUUGUUUUUAAUGAAAUACAAAAAUGUCAGAUUUCUUUACUUGUUUUUAAGAAACAUUGCACAGAGUCACAAAAUGUGCCUUAAUCAUGAAAUAGAACACCCAAUUUUGCAAAAUACUGCAUAAAAAG
Messenger RNA from Epinephelus moara (kelp grouper), 2209 nucleotides. RefSeq names its product high-affinity choline transporter 1-like. NCBI's taxonomy places the organism in Eukaryota, Metazoa, Chordata, Actinopteri, Perciformes, Serranidae. Gene Ontology annotation, molecular function: choline:sodium symporter activity. Gene Ontology annotation, cellular component: plasma membrane. Gene Ontology annotation, biological process: acetylcholine biosynthetic process; transmembrane transport; choline transport. Bases 128 to 1759 code for a protein of 543 amino acids. The transcript is spliced from 9 exons. The record is from RefSeq and is a predicted model, not a curated record.